CGGCCGCAUUGAUCCAGAGGAGCUAAUAUCUGCCCGAUCCUAUAGGAUCUACAUAGGAUCGAACUGUUGCAACGCAAUAUAUCCCUGCUUAGAUCUGACCGACCCAACUAUAAUUUAAGAGUAUUUUAGUUUUACUACAUGUUUGGGGGUUGGGGUUAUUGGUUCGUUUUGCUUUUGCUCGUUUUUAUUACGUAUUUUGUGUGUUUCUAUCUCGUAUUUCUAAUGCUGCCAACCCCCCUGAGAUCAUUAAAAAAUCUGGGUGUUAAGGCAAGCCUUUCUGAACAUAGAAGAACUUACUUCAGAGAUUAAACUGCCAGGGGUCAUCUGACUUGUACAAACAAAGUUUCUUCUUCGCUCUGAACUCGGGGAAAUAAAAACGAGAGGAGAGGCCUGGCGAGAAACCGCUGCAGGUAGCGAGCCGGGAGGCGGGACCUGUCCUUUUUUUGCAGGGGGAAAGGCGACGCACCUGCCGGAAUGCGCCUUAGGGCGCAGCUGGAGGAAAUGGGAAAGCGCUCCAGCAACAGGUGCCGGGGGAGAUCGAGCCGAGGGAAGAAGGAGUUGCUCGCUCCUUUCCAGAUAAUACUAACAAUAAUAAUACUGUAGUAGUAAAAGGCGCGGCUUCCCUUCCCAAGCGGAAAAGCAAGGCCAACGUCUCCCGGAGUUAGGAGUAGAGGUUGAGGUUCGUUUGCGCAGAGGGAUCCGGCCGGUGGGCGGAGGAGGCGGCGCCAUGGCCUGGAGCUGGCGAUGGCAACACCUAGGGCUCUUUCUCGGCCUCAGCUGCCUCCCGACAGGUUGCUUCUCCCUCCUGGUGACUGUGCCAGUUGCUGAGCGAUAUACAACUUUAUUUGCCUCUGUGACCCUCAGGUGUGACUACAGUACCUCUGCCCAACUGCAGGAUGUGCUAGUUACCUGGCGCUAUAAGUCCUUUUGCAAGGAUCCCAUCCUUGACUACUACAGUGUUGCCUAUCAAGCAGGCCUAGCUCUUGGCCAGGACCCUUCCAACGACUGCAAUGACAAUCAGCGGGAAAUACGCAUUGUUGCUCAGAGAAGAGGGCAAAAUGAACCUGUGCUUGGUGUUGAUUACAGACAGCGGAGGAUAACCAUUCAGAACAGAGCAGAUCUCCUGAUCAAUGAAGUGAUGUGGUGGGACCAUGGAGUCUACUACUGUAAUGUUGAAGCUCCAGGAGAUACAAGCGGUGACUCAGACAUAGAGGUCAAGCUCAUUGUUCUCAAUUGGCUGACUGUCGUCCUUAUUGUCCUUGGCGGCCUCCUCCUCCUCAUGCUGAUAGGGGUGUGCUGGUGCCAGUGCUGCCCUCAGCAUUGCUGCUGCCAUGUGCGCUGUGCCUGCUGCCCAACUCGCUGCUGCUGCAAUGAAAAAGUGCUGGAACGACAUCAGUUUAUGAAACAGGCUCAACAACUUUUCCCAUGGAUGACACACCACUCCCAGUCAUCUUCAUAUCAACUAAACCCGUUGUUACAGAGAGAUGUGUCUCUGCAGAGCAGUCAGCCACGGAUGCCUCCACUUACCCAGUUUCCCUCCAACAAGAUCUUGGAGCAGCUUGAGUCUGAGGUUAGGAACCUCGGCGUUUCCCAGCCCGUGAUACCUCCGCACCGCGUUGAGAGCAGUCGUCACCCUAGCAUCCUCUCCUCUCUGGGCUCAGAGAUCGUGGAACGCAGAGUGAUCCAGCUGCCUCCCAUCAUUGAGCGUAUCCCAUCCUCCCGCAGAACUAGUGGUUCGUCACGACCACGGCGGUCGACAUACGCCUCGCGACCCCGGAGCCAGGCAAGUGACGACGAGAGGGAGAGGAGGAGGAGGCGCUUGUCUUUGGAUGAAGAAGAUGAUUCCUACUCCAGUUACGACCAGGAACUCCGGAGCAGACCUAGAGACCGCAGAGUCGAGAGGCAGAGGGCUGGCAGCCAUUAUGACAGGUCUCGGAGUUCUAGGCCAGACUUAUCUCCCAUUUUGCAUGGUAGGAACAGUUCCGACUCGUAUCCUGAGGAGGAUAGAAGGGAGCAUUCUGCACGGCAUCCCUCUGACAGAAGGUAUUCAGGGCAGCGGGCUUAUCGACCUCUCAGUCAGAGGAGCAGGGACUCCGAUCGCCAGGGCCGCCGCCGCCGCCAUCGCAGCUGUUCUCCACCAUCCCGCCGGGAGUCUUGGAGUUCAUCUGAUGAGUACGAGCGCUUCCAAGGGAACAGCAGGCGGCAUCGCCGCCAGCGCCACUCUCCAGACUGGCCAGAGAAACCCCCUAGUUACCGCUCGGUAGAAAUCGUCCCAGCCAAAGGCGACAAAGCCAGAAGCCUUGCGGAGCAGCAAUCGGAGAAAGGCAGUUCUCGCAGUGGAAGAAGUGUUGUCAUUUAGCAUUUUCUUCCUGCUAUUGUAAAAAAAUGUCUGCAAAUCAAAACAGUCAUUAGCUGUUCAGUGUAGCAGCUACCAAGAGGAAUCUGUUUCAUCUCAACCACCUUCAGCCUGGAUUUCCUCACCUUGGACACUGAAGCAGGAAUGAGAUGGAACUCCUUUUCAACAACAUCUAGUUCCCGACAGUUGGCUUUUAAAAACAUGCUUUGUACAGGAAUAAUUUGUACAAGAAUAAUUGCUAACUGCAUACCCAAUACAUGUUGAAAUUAACUGAUUGCCAAUGGCCUGACUCAGAGCCUGACGAAAGUAGCCUUGGAUUGCAUCAGACUUUGCAGUUUAAUAUUUACAUGAACCAGUUACUGAAUGAACUGUACAAAACAGCUCAGUUACUGAGCAAUGUGAGCAAACAGAAAUUAACCAAUAUAAA
This is a messenger RNA of Zootoca vivipara (common lizard), 2783 nucleotides long. It is a transcript of the gene ILDR1, whose product is annotated as immunoglobulin like domain containing receptor 1. Gene Ontology annotation, molecular function: high-density lipoprotein particle receptor activity. Gene Ontology annotation, cellular component: plasma membrane. The record is from RefSeq and is a predicted model, not a curated record. NCBI's taxonomy places the organism in Eukaryota, Metazoa, Chordata, Lepidosauria, Squamata, Lacertidae.